GACCGAGCGGGGGAGGGGGGUGUAGGAGCGGCCGGAAAAGUGCCCGAGCCACAUGACCCCGGUCGCCCGCCUGUUAAAAGGAGGAACUUCCCGGACCACCUGUUCGUCUAGUCCGCGGCUCUCCCCUGUCUUUUUGGGCACCCACGCCAUGUCCGCCGCUCAGCGCUCGGCGGCCGCCCUGGCGGCAGCGGCCCCGCGCUCGGUGUACGCCUUCUCUGCGCGCCCGCUGGCCGGCGGGGAGCCCGUGAACUUGGGGUCCCUGCGGGGCAAGGUGCUGCUCAUUGAGAAUGUGGCGUCGCUCUGAGGCACAACUGUCCGGGACUACACCCAGAUGAAUGACCUGCAGCGGCGCCUCGGGCCCCGGGGCCUGGUCGUGCUCGGCUUCCCCUGCAACCAGUUUGGGCAUCAGGUGCGUCGGGCCGGGCGGAGCGGAGGUGGGCGUGCGACAGCGGAAAAUGCCAAGAACGAGGAGAUCCUGAAUUGCCUCAAGUACGUACGACCAGGCGGCGGGUUCGAGCCCAACUUCAUGCUCUUCGAGAAGUGCGACGUGAAUGGCGAGAAGGCGCAUCCGCUCUUCACCUUCCUUCGGGAGGCUCUGCCCACGCCCAGUGACGACGCCACUGCCCUCAUGACAGACCCCAAGUUCAUCACCUGGUCUCCGGUGUGCCGCAACGACGUUUCCUGGAACUUCGAGAAGUUUCUGGUGGGCCCAGACGGUGUGCCUGUACGCAGGUACAGCCGCCGCUUUCUGACCAUCGACAUCGAGCCUGACAUCGAAGCCCUGCUGUCCCAGGGGCCCAGCUAUGCCUAGGGUUCCCCUCUGACCCCUGCUGCUUGGCAGUCACAGCGUUGCCCUCUGGGGAUUUUAUCCAUGAAGGUGUUUCCUCUAAACCUGCAUGGAGGAAUGCCAGAUGUCCAGGAAAAUCCCCCGAGAUGGGCACUGGUCCUGUCCAUCCCAGCCUCCCCUUUCCUAGACCACAGCUUUCUCAUUAAUAAAGUGCUGAGUGUGAGCAUAA
This is a messenger RNA of Mesoplodon densirostris (Blainville's beaked whale), 1016 nucleotides long. RefSeq names its product glutathione peroxidase 1 (gene GPX1). NCBI's taxonomy places the organism in Eukaryota, Metazoa, Chordata, Mammalia, Artiodactyla, Ziphiidae. Gene Ontology annotation, biological process: response to selenium ion; response to hydrogen peroxide; hydrogen peroxide catabolic process. The record is from RefSeq and is a predicted model, not a curated record. Gene Ontology annotation, cellular component: cytosol; mitochondrion. The transcript has 2 exons. Gene Ontology annotation, molecular function: glutathione peroxidase activity.